AUGACGAGAGUUCGAUGCGGUCAUUCGAAACGAGUCUAUGCUUCUCUGGUCCGACACAAACUUAUGUUCUUCAAAAACUCCGAGGAUACGGUUCCGUGUGGUUUCACUCAGUUGAAAGGAGCUCGAAUAAUGGACAAGCAGAAAAUGUCAUCGGAUGAGUACAGCGGCAGUAGCGACGAGCAAAAUCCUGACAAAAAUUCACAGUCAAAUAAAAAGGACACUUACAGCCUUAGCAUUGAGAUGGCUAAUGAGGAUCCAAUUUACAUAGUGCUGAGGAGCAGUGAAGAAAAGGAGAAAUGGCUGUACUUUUUGCGAGCUGCCAGCGGCGAUGCAACCCUGUGCGGAUCUCCAUUCGCUAUUCUUGUACAGCGGAUGUUGGCUGAAGGAGGAGCACCAGAUUCACCAUUAUGGAAUGAUUUGCUUCUGACAUCCUGUGAUGACACACCAAAGGACACGCUCAUGGAUUUCGAAGGGCCCGACAAGAAAAAAGCACUCGAAAUAGCCAAG
Molecule: messenger RNA, 507 nt
Organism: Ostertagia ostertagi
Lineage: Eukaryota; Metazoa; Nematoda; Chromadorea; Rhabditida; Trichostrongylidae
Source: the annotation of a GenBank genome assembly